AUUUCGGUACACCCCUCUCCACUGUAGGACCAGAGAACGGGCAGCAGACAGAUUCAGUCAUGGAUCUGGUGCUGGAUGUUGCUGACCACUACCUCCUCACUCCGUAUGUGUACCCUGCGUCGUGGCCCGAGGAUGGGGCCCUGCGGCAGAUCAUCAGCCUGUUGGUGCUGACGAACCUCGGGGCUGCAGUCCUUUACCUGGGCCUGGGAGCCAUCGCCUACUUCUUCAUCUUCGACCACAACCUGAUGAAACACCCACACUUCUUAGAGAAUCAAGUCCAGAGGGAGAUCAAAUAUGCGAUGACCUCUCUUCCCUGGAUCAGCAUCCCCACUGUGGCUUUGUUUUUCGCUGAGGUUCGAGGGUACAGCAAACUGUAUGACAAUGUGAGCGACUCUCCGCUGGGUUGGCCAGGAAUCCUCCUCAGUAUGAUCUCCUUCCUGUUCUUUACUGACAUGUGUAUCUACUGGAUCCAUCGGUUUCUACAUCAUAAGCUCAUUUAUAAGUUCUUUCACAAACCCCACCACAUAUGGAAGAUCCCCUCUCCCUUCGCCAGCCACGCUUUCCAUCCAGUGGACGGCUUCCUUCAGGGACUCCCGUACCACAUCUACCCGUUCUUCUUCCCCCUCCACAAGGUGCUCUACUUGGCCCUCUACAUCUUCGUCAACAUCUGGACCAUCUCCAUCCACGACGGAGACUACCGUGUCCCCAGCACUAUCGAGAGUGUCAUCAACGGCUCCGCCCACCACACUGACCACCACCUCUUCUUUGACUACAACUACGGACAGUACUUCACUCUGUGGGAUCGCCUGGGCGGCUCCUACAGGUACCCCUCCGCCCUGUUGGGGAAGGGCCCUCAUGAUCUGAUCCGGAAACUUCAAGCAGAGGGGAAGUUGGGGGGUAAUGGAGGGAAGGCUAACGGGAAGGUGAAUGGACACGCUCAGAGAGGAGUCACAUGUAAGGAGGAGUGAUUUCUGUAAGUGAUGAUAACUUUUACAAAGACAAUAUGCGACCCAAAACCUCAGCAGGGACACUUUCAAUAACAUAAUUCUGAUUUCUUGCCAAAUGAGCUGUUUGAGAUGUUAGUUACUAUGAUGUGGGUGAAGGUGCAUAAAAGAUGACACCCUUUGAAGCAGGCCAGAGGAUUAACAUCAAUCAUGACAUUAGGUAAGGAGCCCACUGAUAUCUGGAUUAUUUUGCAGUGCUGACAUUUGAAGAAUGAGAUGAUUAGGUGAUUUCUUUGCUAACAUCAUGAAAGAGUGACAUCAAACUAAUACUGGAUCCAGACUACAAUAGAACCAGGUCUCUUUAGACUGCGUACACACCUCCUGACAGUGGGGAGGACUCAGGUUUGUAGCACUACUGAUUGACCUGCUGCGUUACCAGAUACUGUUUACAAACCAAAUCACAAACCUCCCAAAUAACUCACUGACUCAUCAGAGCUGCUCAUACAUUCAGAUAUGCUUGAUGUAAGGGACUGAUAAUCUGGAUUAAUGAUUCAUACUUUUAAAGCCAAAACAAAGCAGCCAGUGCUUCAGUAAGCUAGAUCACUACUGAUGACAGGAAACUGACCGGUAAGACAAGCUGUGUUCAGUUUUUGUUUUAUUUACAUCCUGAGAUCACACCUCACAUCAUUAGGUGCAUUUCGACCAAGAGUUCCGGGGUCUUUUAGCCCCAAGAACUACUUUCCCUGGAACUAAAAGGUUCCUGUGCCCCCAUUGAUGUUUGCGUUUCGACCGUGGGCUGAAGUUCUAUGACACCAUAGAAGCAGACGGACAGGCAGGUAUCAUUAUGAGCAACACAACAGUUAGCCUGUUAGCAUGAAGAGACUCAGCUGGCUCUGUUUUAGAUGGUGCUAUAUUUCAUCACAGAUGGAUUCACUGAAUCAACACGUGAGAGGAGAGAAGCACGAGUAGCAAAGACGUUUCAACACGCCUUUAAAAUCCUUUUGAACUCAAAAGGCCGUGACAGAGAUCGGACGGUGUUUUGGUCUAAACAGCGACCCUGUUAACUGGAGACUUUCAGCCGGAUGCAUCCCUCAUAAACGUCUUUAGACGAUGACUAAAUAUCUGAUGAGGAUAUUUUGAAAUCUUCAUAAAAACUAAACUAGUUUGCAUUCCCAGGAACUCCCUCUGUGUUUCAACAGCUGUGUAAACUCCACAAACACUGACAUUCAACUGAAGGUCUCCAGGUUACAGGGUCACUUUUAAAACAGUAACACCGGGAGAGACGCAUUCACGGUGGGCUGAGAGAAGACUACUGUUACAAGCUGCUAAAUCAAGAGAAUCACAGCUUCUUCUUUUGAAAAGUACACACACAUACAAAAAAGAUAGAACAAAUAAAAACUAAUGAAAGAAAGAGAAAUCAAGUGAAUCACAGAUGUGUGUGAUGUUAUUGUGGACGGAGGGCGGAAUAAAAACACUGAGGUUAAUCUACCAAUCAGACACGUUCAGCAUUGCAGGCCCCCCGAAAGUAUUGGGACCUUUGAAAAUUACUACCCCCCUAGCAGGGGCUUUUUAGGGGGGAGAUUAUCUACCCCUGAACUAAAUUUAGACCCUGGUUACUCGGUCAAAACGCACGUAGUUCAGGGGUAAAGUUCCUAAUUCCGGGAAAAAGUUCCUGCUGUCAAAAAACGCCUAUUCUAAAUCACCUGACUUGGUACUUAUACCCAGUCUGACACAAAGGUUCAUCUUGAUAAUAUCCUGUGCAUAGCUCCACUAUUUUAACAUCUUAAAAAAUGUGCUUAUUUGAGAUUACAAAAGAAACACACCUUUUUUCCAUAUGUUUGAUUUUACCAAAUUUUAAAACAGGUGAGGAUUUUAACACCUCUGUAGAAUUUAAGAACCCCCUUGGACCUCUUAGUAACUACAGAGCUGAGGGAUGAUUGGAGCAUGUUAAGCUAACGGUACAUCAGCAGAGAAUGACGGUCACUGUGAGGUUUAACCUGAGUGUACACAUGUUCAGCUGCAGUUCUUCUUGCUGUGAUUUUUGUGGAAAAAAAUCUGUUUCCUCCAGAAUAAAAAGGAUUCUUGAUUCUGUUCUUAUAAUAAAGUCAGCCAGCUCUGUUUGGUACACUGAUACUUAUUACAAAUCCAGAUCAUAAUUACAGAACAAUGUUUCGCAUUGUACAAUCAGUGAUCUGGGACACGCUCGGGUUAAUUCCAUUAACUUUAGCUUUCUAUACUUUCUUAUCAAGUAAACAAGGUUCUGCAGUGGAUGAAUGUGGAUGCAGAAAGAGAAAGAUAACAUUAUUUAGUUACAUUUUAAUUACACGGUUCAUGCUGUUUUUUCGGUCUCUUGAAGUGAUUGCCUUAUAAUUACUUUGAGGAGAAAACACCCCUCCUAUCAACGCCCUUGUGCUGACUGAGUACAAAUACUUUUGGAUGAUGAUAUUAAAGAUAAUAAAUGUGAAGUUUGUA
Notolabrus celidotus (New Zealand spotty) is the source of this 3416-nucleotide messenger RNA. Its product is annotated as lathosterol oxidase-like. Gene Ontology annotation, molecular function: iron ion binding; oxidoreductase activity. Lineage: Eukaryota; Metazoa; Chordata; Actinopteri; Labriformes; Labridae. Bases 60 to 968 code for a protein of 302 amino acids. The record is from RefSeq and is a predicted model, not a curated record. The transcript has 5 exons.